AUGGGGGCCGGGGUAGGCUCCGGGCGGGGGCAGCUCUUCCUCCGCUCCCUCCUCUUCCUCCUGCUGGCCGGGCCCCCGGCGGGCGGGCAGCUGCGCUACGCCGUGCCCGAGGAGCUGGAGCACGGAGCCUUCGUGGCCAACCUGGGCGAGGACCUGGGGCUGGACGUGUCCACCCUGUCAGCGCGGCGGUUCCGCAUCGUGUCACGGGCCGGGGCCAGGCAGCACCUGGAGGUGAACCUGGAGAACGGGAUCCUCUUCGUGAACGAGCGGAUUGACCGGGAGGAGGUGUGCGAGGCCGGGGGGACCUGCCUGCUCCACCUACAGCUCCUCGUCGAAAGCCCGCUGGAGCUCUACCGCGUCGAGGUGGAGGUGCUGGACAUCAACGACCACGCGCCCACCUUCCCCUGGCAAGAGUACGUGCUGGAGGUGGCCGAGUCCGCCGUGCUCGGUGCCCGCUUCCCGCUGGAGAGCGCCCAGGAUCCCGACGUGGGCACCAACUCCGUGCACACCUACCGCCUCAGCCCCAACGGCUUCUUCUCCCUCGAGGUGCAGACGCGCAGCGACGCCAGCAAGUUUGCGGAGCUGGUGCUGGAGCGUGCCCUGGACCGGGAGCAGCAGCGCCUGCACCGGGUGCUGCUCACGGCUCUCGACGGCGGCAUCCCCGAGCGCUCGGGCACCGCGCACAUCCUCGUCACCGUGCUGGACGCCAACGACAACGUGCCUGCCUUCGACCAGCCCUCGUACGGCGUGAGCCUUCCUGAGGAUGCCCCCGCCGGCACACUGGUCAUCCAGCUCAACGCCACGGACCUGGACGAGGGCCCCAACGGGGAGAUCGAGUACUCCUUCAGUGGGCACGCGCCGCCACGCGUGCGGGAGCUCUUCCACAUAGAGCCCCGCAGCGGGCAGGUGCUGCUGAAGGGCCGCCUGGACUAUGAGCGGGCCAGUCUCCACGAGCUCUACGUGCAAGCCAAGGACCGUGGACCCUCAGCCGUGGCCGUUCACUGCCGAGUGCUCGUGCACCUCCUCGACGUCAAUGACAACGCGCCAGAGGUGACCCUCACCUCUGUGUCCACACCCGUGCUGGAGGAUGCCCCCCCAGGCACCGUCAUCGCUGUCAUCAGCGUUCUGGACCGGGAUUCUGGGGACAACGGGCGCGUGAGCUGCGAGGUUGGCCCCAACGUACCCUUCGAGCUCCGCUCCUCCUUCCGCAACUACUACACUCUGGUCACCACGCAGGCGCUGGACCGGGAGGUUGUACCCGAGUACAACGUGAGCAUCACGGCGCGGGACAUGGGCUCGCCCGCCCUGCUGACCCGCAGCACCCUCACCGUCCCGGUGUCUGACGUGAACGACAAUGCCCCACGCUUCCUCCAGCCCUCCUACAGCGUCUACGUGAUGGAGAACAACGCGCCGGGUGCCUCCAUCUGCUCUGUCAGCGCACUGGACCCUGACUGCCAACAGAACGCCUACCUGUCCUACUCCAUUGCCGAUGGGCACAUCCACGGCAUGCCUGUGGGCACCUACGUGUCUAUCAACUCGGACAGCGGGCACAUGUAUGCCCUGCGGUCCUUGGACUAUGAGCAGAUCCGCAGCUUCCAGAUCCAGGUGCAAGCACAGGACGCGGGUUUCCCCCCACUGAGCGCCAACGUCACCGUCCACAUCUUCGUGCUGGAUCAGAACGACAACGCUCCGGUCAUCGUUUCCCCCCUGCCACACAACGGCUCCGUGGCCACCGAGCUGGUGCCGCGAUCAGCCAGGCCUGGCUACCUGGUGGGCACAGUGUCGGCGGUGGAUGCGGAUGCGGGGCUGAACUCUCGCCUCUCCUACCAGCUCCUCCAGGCCACUGACUUCACCCUCUUCAGCGUGGCACCAGACACGGGCGAGCUGCGCACCCUCCGCUCCUUCCUGGAGCAGGACUCAACCCGGCAGCAGCUGGUGGUGCAGGUGAGGGACGGUGGGCAGCCAGCCCUCUCUGCCACCGUGUCCCUCCUGCUUUCCGUGGUGGAGACCAUGCCUCAGACUCUCUCCGACUUCAGCGAGUUCAGUCUCCCCCCAGAGGUCUCCUCAUCCUCCCCACUCACCCUCUACCUCCUUGUCUCCCUGGGCUCCAUCUCCUUCACCUUCCUCCUCGCCAUCCUCAUCCUCACAGCCAUUCGCUGCCGCCGUGGAGAGCGGCGUUCCCGCCAAGGUGACAGCUGCUCCCCGCCCCGCUGCCACUGCUGCCCUGGGUCCAGACCCUCCUCUGAUGGCCUGAAGACUUCCAACCUGACGGCACAGCCCCCCGCAGGGACCGCGGCUGCCACCUGCCUUGACGUGCCUGCAGGCGGCCCCCCGGGCUACUGCUACAAGGUCUGCCUUGGUCCCGAGUCUGCUCAGAGCGACUUCAUGUUCCUCAAACCCUGCAGCCCCCCACGGAACAACGAGAAGGAUCCUGGGAAGCGGUCCCGGCCAGACCAGCAUCUCCAGGUCUCCAAGGAGGUCAAGCAGCCCAACACAGACUGGCUGCCUCCAAGCACUCAGCGACCUACCCUGAAAAGCUCCCAGAGCCUGGAAGACGUGGGGGAAAUCCGCAGAGCCCUCCAGAAGGAGCACGAGAGGCUGUGCACACUGGUGACUCCUGUCUCUGAGUUUCAGAAGGCUUCUGCAGGCCCCAACAGCGUCUGGACCCCCCAGUACAACCCCUUGUACCCAGGGCACAUCCCAGCCCUGGAUUAUCAGCACAACGUCUACAUCCCUGGCACCCCCACUCUGCUUUCCAGCAAGGAUGGGCCCCUCUUCCCAGGCAGGGAGAACAAGAACAGCUUCUCCACCUUUGGCAAGAGGAAGAAGAUGACGACUUACUGUGACAUGCAUGACAGUGUGGUUAUCAACAAUGACCUGAAAUAGCCUGGAUGGCUCUAUCCUGGGAAUCUGUCACAUCAUUUCAGCUGCCAGGUCCACCCUCAGCACACAGUUCCAUGUAUGGACCACUCAGGAUUCUGCAGGGCUGCUGGGAAAGUGGCUCACCAGAGCAUGGGGAAAGGAUUUAAGGAGCAAGAGACUGAAAAU
Molecule: messenger RNA, 3048 nt
Organism: Manacus vitellinus (golden-collared manakin)
Lineage: Eukaryota; Metazoa; Chordata; Aves; Passeriformes; Pipridae
Product: protocadherin-10
Exons: 4
Coding region: 1-2886 (961 amino acids)
Biological process (GO): homophilic cell-cell adhesion
Cellular component (GO): plasma membrane
Molecular function (GO): calcium ion binding
Source: RefSeq, a predicted model, not a curated record